Mucor mucedo is the source of this 1156-nucleotide messenger RNA. RefSeq names its product cyclin-like protein. Gene Ontology annotation, molecular function: RNA polymerase II general transcription initiation factor activity; TBP-class protein binding. Lineage: Eukaryota; Fungi; Mucoromycota; Mucoromycetes; Mucorales; Mucoraceae. Bases 36 to 1052 code for a protein of 338 amino acids. The transcript is spliced from 2 exons. The record is from RefSeq and is a predicted model, not a curated record. Gene Ontology annotation, biological process: transcription preinitiation complex assembly; transcription initiation at RNA polymerase II promoter. Gene Ontology annotation, cellular component: transcription preinitiation complex; nucleus.
CCUUUUGUUUGUUUUGUUCUUUCUUUCUUUCUUCAAUGUCUCCCCACAUCCCUUUUCCUUUACGAGAGACAGCUAAAGUAGAUGAGAAUCAACCUUUUCAACCUAAUUUGAAUGUGUCUUUAACCUGUCCUGAUUGUCGAAUUAAACCACCACACAUCGUCGAGGAGUUUGCAUCUGGCGAUUUAGUUUGUGGAGACUGUGGGCUUGUGUUGGGUGAUCGUAUUAUUGAUACCAGAUCAGAAUGGAGAACAUUUGCAAACGAUGAGGGAGAUGAUCCUUCUCGUGUGGGUGCUGCAUCCAACCCAUUAUUAGAUGGUGACCAAUUAGACACAGUGAUUUCACGCCGAGACGGCGGUACCGGUAUCUCGAGAGAUUUGAACAAAAUCCAAGGCAGGGCCACUGCUCAAAAGGGAGAGAGAAACCUGAUGCAAGCGUAUAAAGAGAUUACGGCCAUGUGUGAUUCUAUUUCACUUUCCAAAGUGGUGAGUGAUACGGCAAAGCAGUUAUAUAAACGUGUGGAAGAUGAAAAGUUAUUGCGAGGUAAAUCCAGUGAUGCUAUUAUUGCAGCGUGUAUCUGUAUUGCGUGUCGACAAGAGAGAGUAGCAAGAACGUUUCGAGAGAUCUGCGCAUUAACACGAGUUCCUAAGAAGGAAAUUGGUCGCUGUUGUAAUGCAUUAAAAGCCAAAUUACAAACAAGUACGUCGGUGAUGAAUUCUGAAGAUUUAAUGUCGCGUUUCUGCUCAAAUUUACAGUUACCCAAUUAUGUUCAAAAAUCUGGUGUGGAUCUAGUCAGAAGAGCAAAAGAAUUGGGUACACUUGCCGGCAAGUCGCCCAUUUCUGUCGCUGCCGCUUGUAUCUAUCUUGUUUCCUAUUUAUUCAAGAGCCCAAGAACUACCAAAGAUAUCGCUAAUGUUGCUGGUGUCUCCGAAGCCACCAUCAAAGCUGCCUAUAAGUCCUUGUAUACAGAGAAAGAAAAAUUGAUUGAUUUGGAAGCGUUAAAGGGAAAACCCAACUGUGAAGGCAUUUCGUUUGAUGAGCUAGUAUUACCUUAAGCACUUUCUUUUUUUUUUAUUUUUUUUUUUUUGAAACAUCCUCCUGUUGUUUCUCCGAGCUUCAAAUGAUGACUAUUCUACUUUCUUUUUUCUUUUUCUUUUUU